CGGAAGUUCAGGUCGAGGACAAAAUGGCGACCUUGCAAACAUUUUUCCGGCAGGGCAUCAGACUUUUGCCGCAAACGGGGCGAUGUAGGUGCCAAAUUUUUGCAAGUCGACCAAUUUCAACAUCUGACAGGAGCAAAGAGCUGGGUGUAGUCACCGGAAAUGAGCCUAUGAUUGACAAAGCUGACGAAUUGAAACGUUUAGAAGAACAUUUUGCUGACGCUGAUCCAACAAAAUUAAAGAACUGGCAGUCCUAUGGUUGGUCUGAUUAUGACCGGGAGGCAGACAGUUUUCAUCAGGCUUGCUCCAUGCUGGGAUUGAUCACAAUUGGACUCGUUCCUGGUAUUUUCCUUAUGAUGUAUUCACCAGAUUUUAGGCUACGAGACUGGGCGACACGUGAGGCGUAUUUAGACAUUGAACGACGAGAGAAACAGGGACUGCCGGCUAUUGAUCCUUAUUGUGUGUCCCCUGAAACCGUACAACUGCCCUCAGAGGAAGAAAUUGGCAACACUGAAAUCAUUAUAUAAAGUUUGCUUCUAGUGUUUUGAGUGUAGGAAUGGCAAAAAUGUUUCAGAGCAUUUUAAAUUAUUUAUGAAUGACAAUGAAGUAUGGUGGUAGAUUUUGGAAAUGAAGGCAGAAUACUAUACAGCUUGUUGACAUUUGAAAAAAAAAUAAGAAAAGAAGAUGUAUUGAUUGUCAAUUCAAACGAAAAUGGGUGACAGAUAUGGGCUACAUUGUGUGUUGAUGCAUUUUGUUUAAUAAAAAUACAAUACAAUACAAUACAA
Mya arenaria is the source of this 782-nucleotide messenger RNA. RefSeq names its product NADH dehydrogenase [ubiquinone] 1 beta subcomplex subunit 11, mitochondrial-like. The record is from RefSeq and is a predicted model, not a curated record. Lineage: Eukaryota; Metazoa; Mollusca; Bivalvia; Myida; Myidae. The transcript is spliced from 3 exons. Bases 24 to 524 code for a protein of 166 amino acids.